Adineta ricciae is the source of this 7059-nucleotide messenger RNA. The record is from the annotation of a GenBank genome assembly. Lineage: Eukaryota; Metazoa; Rotifera; Eurotatoria; Adinetida; Adinetidae.
AUGGAAGCUGAUCCAGAUGAACUUUUGAAUUGGCUUAAAGGAGAUGGAAGUGGCGAACGUGAUCUUCAAAUAAUUGCACUUGAACAACUAUUUUCCUUUUUGUUUUCAGGCAUGCUAGUCCUAAUGAGUGAUAAUAUCGAUCGAUGUUUUGAACAGUAUCAACCUCGAUUAUUUCUUCCUGCUCUCUGUGAUAUCUUUAGUGAUCCAUUGGCACCCACGCAUGUUCUCGAAGUAACAGCACGUGCACUGACAUACUUUCUUGAUGUGUCAGUUGAUUGUGCGAAGAAAAUCACCUCACAUCCAACCAUUAUUCGUUCGAUGUGCACAUGUCUACAAGCUGUUGAUAUUGAAGAUCGAACCAACAAAGAUCUUGCCGAGCAAAUCAUCAAAGUUUUCGAACGUCUGUGUUCACGAGAAACAUCUAGCAUUUAUGAACAAGAUGGCCUACGUUGUGUAUUGGAUUUCAUCAAUACUUGCUAUUCUGUGGUACAUAAAGAUUCGCUACAAUCAGCAUUGAACGUCGUCGUGAAAUUAAUCGGUAAAAUUGAUCCACAAAAUUCGCCAACAUUGGAUCAAACGAUCGAAUCAUUAUCAAAUUUACUUUUACACGACGACACAUUCGUUGCUGAUAAUGCACUGAGAUGCUUCGCAACAUUGGCUGAUCGAUUCUCCAGAAAGAAUGUUGAUCCCGAACCAUUGAUGCGCUACGGUUUGAAAGAUGUUCUGCUCCGAUCGUUACACUAUGUUUCCAAAUCAUUAACUGAAACACACAAUGCACCGAAUGCACGUGGUAUUACAACGAAUCUAUCGGUUGUAACUGGUUUAUUGUCAACUCUAUGCCGCGGCAGUGCGAAAGUAACACAUGACCUUUUGCGAUCGGAUCUACCCGAUGCAUUAGAAGCAGCGCUUUGUGGAGGCGAUGAGCGAUGUGUAUUGGACAUCAUGCGAUUUCUCGAUUUAUUAAUCGUUCUGAUUUUCGAAGGGCGACAAGCUCUACCACGUCCUGGAAGUUCAGUGCGCACAACUAAUCCUCCACCUCCGCCCAAUGAAACACCACAGAAUCCUCCUGCAUCAACAACAGCAACAACAGGCAAUACAACACCCUCGGAUCGAUCUCAGCAGCAAAUCAUUGAAUACAUUCGUUCGCGCAACCUUCAAGUUUUCACAAAUUAUAUCGAAGAAAAUAACAUCGAUGUUAACUAUACCGAUAAUGUUGGUCAAACCAUGUUAAAUUGGGUGUCGGCAUUCGGUACACGCGAAAUGGUUGAAUAUCUGUGUCGACGUGGUGCUGAUGUUAAUCGUGGUCAACGUUCAUCUUCGUUGCAUUAUGCUGCUUGUUUCGGCCGUGCAUCUAUCGUUCGUAUUCUAUUAAAAUAUGGUGCCAAUGUUGAUUUACGUGAUGAGGAUGGUCGUACACCGUUAGAUAAAGCACGUGAACGACAAGAUGAGAAUCAUCAAGAAGUUGUCGAUAUUCUUCAAUCAGCUCAUGAAUGGACUGAUACGAAGCAGCCAACUUCGUUCGAAAAAGCUAAAGGUGAUCUUGAUAUACAGCCAAUGUAUCUCGAACGUUUAUUGAGUAUCUUUUGCCAAUUAUAUCAAAAUACGAUGAUCUUAACGAUUAAACGCAGUACAUUACGUUUAGUUUCGAAAUUGAUUCACUAUGCAACAUUAGAACAGAUUCGAGACUUGAAAAUUUUAACAAGUGUCUUCGAACUACUAUCGACUAUAUUGGACACCAACGAAGCUGAUAAUGAUACUUCAAACAUUGUUUUAUUAAUCAUCAAAAACUUAUUUGAAAAGGAUCAAGAUUUAUUUCUUGAACAAUUCCAAUAUCUGGGUUUAAUAUCGAAAAUUACAUCCUUAGCACUAUCACACGAAAAUGACAACCCAAAACCAACGGAACAAGUAGUUUUAAUUAGUAUUCUACCAAUGGAUGUCAAAGAAAUCGUUUGUUCGAGACCGUAUGUCUGGAAUGAAUUCAGUUUCUUACGAAAUCGUGAAUGUUUAUACGUAUGGAACAAUUUCAUUGUUAUUGAAUUAUCCAUGGGUUCCAAUGGUUGGUUUCGAUUCUUCACAAACAAUACAUUAUCUACAAUGUACUCAUCCGGAAGUCCAGAAACCAAUGUCGACACCGAAGAAAAUCGUCAUGACUUUCUCGAUAAGUUUCAGCGAAUAAAACAACAGGUGUUCGAAGGUACUGACCAAGAACGAGACACCGAUAAACAACAGAUGAUCGUUGCACGCACGAUUUUCACGUCGAAUACAAAUAACGAAACGAUUAUUACUGUUGGAAACUGGACAUUGCAGUGCGAUGGAGCGACACAACUUCGAAUUCAUAAUGUUGAAGGUGAGCAAGUAACGAUUCUUGAACACGAUCAAUCCGGUUUUAUUUUCGAAUCAAAUCGCGGCAUUCGUCAUACACAUAGUGGUGAGAUGCCGUUACCAAAUGAUUUUUCGAAUCCUUGGUCAACAAUUGAAUCUUUGACUUCAUCGAACAGCUCCACAAUCGCUGCUGGUCUUAAGAAAGGCAAACCGGAACAGAACAAACAACGCACGUCGGAAAUUGCGCUAUUUAUUUACAAUGAAUAUCUGAAAACAUUCUCGCCAACAAAUUACACACGUUCGAUUUUGCUCGAACUUCAAUCGAUUGUCAAAGAUUUAAACAAUGAGCUGAAUUCGAAUUCGUCAACGAAUCUACGAAGUCUUUUUGAGAAACUAAAAGGUUUUCUUUUGGAUAGAACAAGUCUAUCGACUUAUGAAUUGUCCUCGUCGGGUCUUGUCUCGACAUUAUUGGAAAUUUUUCAUGGUUUACUCGAUCAGAACAAUCAUCUCUCAUCACACGGUCAAGUCUAUGAACGAGCGAAAUUAUUCUGUUCAGUCUUUCUUACCGAUGAUCAACCACAAGCAUUUCAAAGUCUUAUCCGAAAAUUAAUUUCAAUCUUAGAAUCAAUUGAAAAAUUGCCAUUGUUCUUGUAUGACGCACCAUUUAAUUAUGGUGUACAAACAUUUUCCAAACGUUUUCGUCUGCAAAUUCAAUAUAAAAGUGAAUUACAACUGUUCACUGAUCGAUCAGGCAAAUUCUUGAAAAUCGAACCAUUGACAACAGUUGGACAAUUGAAAAAUUUCCUUGCAUCAAUGGUUUCUAAACAGUGGUACGAUCAUCCACAUAAUCAAUUAGAAUUUGUGAAACAAUUUAAAUCAAACUCGCUAGCUACAUUUACGUAUACAAAUGAUUUCGAUCAAAACGGAAUCUUAUACUGGAUUGGUACUAACGGAAAAACAACUUCGGAUUACACGAAUCCAUGUUCCAGUGGACUUGUUGCGGUGUCGUGUUCGGACAGUAAUCGCGCAUCACAACAAUUGUCCGAUGUAAUUUCUCAUUCGCCACCGGCAGAUGAUAGUGAAGGUACAAAUUCUGGUUAUAGUUGGAUACUGAUUGAUUUAGGUUUGAUGGUCAUUCCAACGCAUUUCACAUUGAGACAUGCCACUGGUGGUUUUGCUCAUUGGACGAAAACUUUAUCGUUUCAAAUCUCGAAAGAAACAGUACACUUUUCACCAUGUGAAACCACGUUAGUAGGUGAAUCGAGUUCUCCAACAGCAACAUGGAUGAUCAAAAAUCCCUUUGAAAGUUCCAACGGUUUUCGGUAUAUCCGUAUUCAUCAGAAAUCCGGUCGACAUCCUGUCUGUAUCGCUGGAUUCGAAGUCUAUGGGGAAGUACUUUCAGUUGUGGACAUUCGUUCGAAACCUGAAUUACAUCGUUCACGUUCUUGCCGCACUGAUGACCGAAAUCGUUCGACGAACACCCGACAAAAUCCACCUUACAAUCACUCCUAUUCAACAUCAGUUACAACAGCACGCAUGAAUAAAAUGCAAUCUCAUAUUCUCCGGCGUUUAGCCAGUAUGAACACGUCGGAAAAUUCGAACUCGACCAGCGAGAAUCGACCAGCACAAGCAGCACUUGAUCAGAUGCUAUUCGAUCUUUCAUCUAUUCCUGCAGACAUAUCCACUGCAUUAGAAUCCGAUGAUCCUGAGCGUUUACGACUAGUGAUUGAAGAGACACUCUCGCGUUUAACAGAAGAUACAGUACCGAAUACUAGCAAUAAUAGUAUAUUAAACAUAAUUUCACAACGCAAAAGUGCAUCGACACCGGAUAUUAGCAACGGUGCAUCGACAUUUUCAGUUUCAACAACUGAACAAGCAUCCAGUGCUGACAAUCUAGUAUCAUCGACUCGAGCAGCAGAUCAAGUUGUUCAUUUAAUGCAAGGAUUUUGUGAUCAGAUCGCGCGACAAUAUGAUGCACUGGUUAGUCAACCACAAAUUGAAUCGACGUCAUUUGAAGACUUUCUUGCACCUGUUCAAAAUGAUAUGACAAAUGAACCUGAAUGGAUGCGUUUCACUGAGCUUAAAGAUGAGACAAUUGUUAUUUCAAAAGAAGAAACAAACGAUAAAACAAAUGAAAGCCGUGCAGCAAUGCAAUCAAUAAGCAGUACACCGGAAUCAGUUGAACUUUUAUCUGCGACUAAUGAAGAAAACAACAAGAAAAAUACUACUAGUGAAUCUUCUGAACAACAAAUCAUAUCAUUAGAAAACGAUCUUAAUGCUAAUGUACCUAAUGUUUCCAGUACGUCGUUGAAUAUCUUUACAGCGUCCGAAAGUUCGCUUGAUUUGAAUGUUGCGACACCAUCAACGGCGAAUGUGGCCAACAUUCCCAUUAUUGAUGAUGAAACCAAUCCAACUGAAGAACUGACAAAUACGUCUGAUCCACAACAAAAACAGACGGACGAAACAACAACUGACGAUGAAGAUUACGAAUAUACAUUACUGAAACGAUUGAAAUCAACAACGGAGCAAAUCGAUGCGCCAGUUGAAGGUGAUGAUGAUGAAGAUGAAGAACAACAAGAGGAAGAAGAAGAAUAUAAUGAAGAAUUACAAGCACAUCUUCAUGGUCAACAACAGGAACUUACGCAUCGUAAUUGGGACGAAAAUUUCGUAUUAAAAAGACAAUUUUCUGUUUUACUUCCGGCAUUUGAUGGUCGACCAGGUAGAACAAACAUCAAUGCGACACAGGAUAUCCCCGUGCCAACAUCGGUGUCGCCCAAAGAAGCAACAUCAACAAAACGCAUAUCAAACACGGAUGCACUUGCUGCGGCAAACAUGACUCUUUUUAUUCGUGGACCAUCGCCUCAUGUCUCAGGAUUGAAAGAAAUCGAAAUCGAAAUGAGCGAUAUGGAUGCCACUAUCUUCAAAUAUGUUCAACAAUUGAUUGAACCCUUUCCGUCUUCACAACGAUACGAACGCAUCAAACGAAUAUUCGAACCAACAUAUACAAUCGUUUAUACAGAAAAAUCAUCGGCACAAUCGAAAUCUAACAGUUCGUUAAUCAACAACUUCAAUCUAUCGGAUUCUUCCAAUGAUGUUUGUACCAUCGAAGAUAUUCUCAAACUUCUUCGCCAAUUAUACUAUCUUUCCACAAACUAUCUUCAAACACAUCCUCAUCAUGACGAAUCGAUCUCCGUCGACGGCUAUUUCAAUUCAAAAAAGUUAAACAAUAAACUAUUACAGCAAAUCCAAGAUUCCAUUCUCAUUGCAUCGUUGAGUUUACCGUCUUGGACAUCAUGGUUAACUCAUUCGUAUAAAUUUCUUUAUCCUUUUGAAACUCGACAACUAUACUUCCGUACGACAAGCUUUGGAACAUCACGUUCGAUCGUCUGGUUGCAAGAACGACGGGAAGAAUUGAUUCGGACAGUUCGAAGUAGUUCACAUUCACGUUCGCGUGUAUUAAACGAGAUUUCUCCACAUGAUUUUCGCUUUGGCCGUCUGAAAAUCGAUCGGGCUGUUGGUAUCGACCGAGAAAAUAUUCUUCGCGAUGCUGUGAAUCUCUUCCAUUACCAUGCCAAGUCUAAAUCAAAAUUAGAAAUACAAUUCCUCAACGAAGAAGGCACUGGCGAUGGUCCAACAUUGGAAUUCUACGCAUUGAUCGCCAAUGAAUUACAAAAAUAUCAACUAGGUCUCUGGUGGACACACGACGAUCACGAUUCACAUCAAACGGAUUAUGUCCGGAAAUUGGAAGGUCUCUUUCCAGCUCCGUAUGCUCAGGACAAUGCCAAACUGGAUGAGAUUUGCAAUUACUUUUCCUUAAUGGGAAUCUACUUUGCCAAGUGUUUACUAGAUAAAUAUCUGAUUGAUAUGCCGCUGUCGAUAUCGUUUUUGAAAUUAUUGUGUACGAAAUCGAAAAUGGAAGACAUUUGGUACGAUGGUAUUUUGGAUAUAAACGAUUUGAUAUUGAUCGAACCAUCACGAGGAAAAUUCUUUGAAAAAUUGAUUGAAUUACUCGCUAAACGAAACCAGAUCAUAAAUGAUGAAAGUUUAACGAUUGAACAAAGAAAAACUCAAUGUCAAUCAUUGAAAAUUGAAAAUGAGACACACGAACCAAUGGAAAUCGAACAUCUCUGUUUAACAUUUGUUUACUUGCCACCAUCGAAUACAUAUGGUUAUCAAUCAGUAGAAUUAAUUCCAAACGGAGCACAUGUCGAUGUCACCAUCGAUAAUUUGGAACAAUAUGUCAAUCAGUCAUUACAAUUCAUUUUCCGGGAUGGCAUUCGUCGUCAAAUGGACGCAUUUCGAAAUGGAUUCAAUCAAGUGUUUUCACUUGAACAUUUACAAUGUUUCAAUCCACAAGAAUUGCAACUAGUUCUCUGUGGUAAUCAAUGGCCAUCAUGGAUAUUAGAUGAUUUAUUAACAUAUAUCGAACCUAGUCACGGUUUCACAAGAGAAAGUCCGGGCUUUACCAAGUUUCUCAAUGUUAUGUUAGCACUUGAUGGUCUCGAACGCAAAUCUGUAGUUCAGUUUAUCACCGGUUGUUCGUCGUUACCACCUGGAGGUUUGGCUAAUCUUCGUCCACGUUUGUCUGUUGCGCGUAAAGUUGAAGCUGACGAUAAUUCGUAUCCAUCAGUGAAUACUUGCUAUCAUUAUUUAAAACUACCUGACUAUACAAGUGAAGAAAUACUUAAACUUCGUCUGAUGACAGCGUGCAAAGAACGAGGUUUCUAUUUCAAUUGA